This is a messenger RNA of Lacerta agilis (Sand lizard), 2613 nucleotides long. It is a transcript of the gene SLC37A3, whose product is annotated as solute carrier family 37 member 3. Gene Ontology annotation, biological process: transmembrane transport. Lineage: Eukaryota; Metazoa; Chordata; Lepidosauria; Squamata; Lacertidae. The transcript has 15 exons. Gene Ontology annotation, molecular function: transmembrane transporter activity. Gene Ontology annotation, cellular component: endoplasmic reticulum membrane. The record is from RefSeq and is a predicted model, not a curated record. Bases 201 to 1727 code for a protein of 508 amino acids.
GGCCGGGGCCCUUGCUGGCGAGGGAGCGGGAGAGGUGGCGCGCGAGCGGCGCCGGCUCGGAAGAGGAGCCUCUCACGUGACUUCCUGGAAGUUGCCUUGGAAAUGCGGGCAGGGAGAAGAGAAAUGACCUAAUCUACGUUCUACCCUGAAAGGGCGAAAGGGGGUUGGGGAGGGGAGUUGGGGAAGCCAGAAGGAGAGCUAUGCCUGGAGUUCGGAGGAGGCUGCCUGCAAACAGGACCCUCACGUCGCAGUGCACACACCAUCAUGUCGCCGUGUUCCUGCUCACUUUCUUCAGCUACUCUCUGCUCCAUGCCUCCCGGAAGACGUUUAGCAAUGUCAAAGUCAGCAUAUCCAACCAGUGGACCCCCUUUCCCCAUAACAACACUUCCCCCAACCUCCAGCCAAAUGAGCUCUGGAACAAUAGCCAUAUAUUUCCCGACACUAGGAAAGCCACACUCUUCCUUGGAACUUUGGACACCAUCUUCCUGUUCUCGUACGCUGUGGGUCUUUUUAUCAGCGGUAUUGUUGGGGAUCGCCUGAAUAUGCGCUGGGUCCUGUCAUUCGGCAUGUGUUCCUCUGCAGUAGUGGUGUUUGUUUUUGGCACUGUCACUGAAUGGCUGCAUUUCUACAACAAGUGGUUCUAUUGCUUCCUGUGGAUUGUGAACGGCUUGCUGCAGUCGACUGGCUGGCCCUGUGUCGUAGCUGUCAUGGGAAACUGGUUUGGCAAAGCUGGGAGGGGGCUUGUGUUUGGUCUCUGGAGUGCUUGUGCCUCGGUGGGCAACAUCUUUGGAGCAUUUCUUGCCUCUUCAGUUCUGCAGUAUGGCUACGAAUAUGCCUUCCUGGUGACAGCUUCAGUACAGUUUGCUGGAGGAAUCAUUGUCUUCUUUGGCCUGGUGAUUUCCCCCAAGGAAGUAGGCCUCCCUGACACUGGCGAAGAGGGUGAUGGUUCUGCUGAAGAAGAUGUCAGCGAGCCGUUAAUUGGUAGCAGUGACGACGAUGACGACGACGAUCAGAAUUACUCCAUUCAGGCAGCUGAUCUGAGCAACAGUGGUGGCAGCAGCAACGCACGCCAGCCCAAGGCUAUUGGAUUUUUUCAGGCUUGUUGUCUACCUGGGGUUAUAUUGUAUUCCUUGGCCUAUGCCUGCUUGAAGCUAGUGAACUACUCCUUUUUCUUCUGGCUGCCUUUGUACCUCUACGACAAUUUUGGAUGGAAGGAGGCGGAAGCUGAUGAGCUGUCGAUCUGGUAUGAUGUCGGAGGGAUUAUAGGCGGCACCAUCCAAGGCUUCAUCUCUGACAAGCUGCAAAAGAGAGCCCCGGUGUUAGCCGUUAGCCUCAUCUUGGCUAUUGCAGCUCUCUUGGGAUACAGCCGUUCACCAAACGACAAACUUAUCAAUGCAGUUCUCAUGGCAAUAACAGGCUUUUUCAUCGGAGGCCCUUCCAAUAUGAUCAGUUCCGCCAUUUCUGCAGACCUGGGGCGUCAGGAGAUGGUGAAAGGAAGCAGCGAGGCUCUGGCGACUGUGACGGGGAUUGUGGAUGGCACUGGGAGCAUUGGAGCAGCUGUGGGCCAGUCACUGGUAUCUUUGAUUCACGAUAAAUUGGAAUGGAUGUCGGUUUUCUAUUUCUUCUGCCUGAUGAUCGGUUUAACAGUGCUCUUCAUCACACCUUUAAUAGUUAAAGAAAUAAAUAUGCUGCGGGCAGAGAGGCGUUUGCGCAGGUUGGCUGGCUGAACUCCCCCUUCUCUGUGCCACUCAAUGGAACUGUCCAAGGAAGGACCACUAAGCGGAGGGGAGUUUCAGGACAUCAAGCAGCUAAUGUUUACUUUGUCAUUUACAUCCGUUGUUGAUGGCCACAAAAGAAUUUGCUGCUGCGAAGUUUGCGUCUGAAUGCCCUAAUACCACCUGAAGAUAAGCUGCAGCCGCCUGCAACCUGGAGGUGUCUGUAUGUUUAUAGUGGGCUUGCAGAACUGGCCAGAGAUACAUUCUGCCCACCCCCCAGUUUUACCUCUGGUUCUUGGAGCCAGUUUUGGCAAUCACCAGGAUCAAAUCUUAAAACUCAUCUCCCACUCCCCUGCUCGGACUACAACAUUUUGGGCUGCAGGUGGCUGAUCUCAGCUUUGAAUACGCCCUCCACAAAAAUAAACCUUGCAGGUAGAAAAUGAGCAAAUCCAAGAGAGGACUUCAAAUCUGCUGUCUUCCUAUUAUGCUAAUUGUCUCAGUGGAGGGGGGGGGAACCCCACCUGCAGCCUGAGAUGGAACAAUCUGGGGCAUGCCUCUCCACUUGAUGCUGAUAACUUUAUAAACUGACUCUUAUCAGUUGCUUGUAAAUUGCAUCUGAACACCUGACAGCAGCCAGGUAGCUACAACUGACACCCCCUUUUUGCAGCUUUUUUUAUAGCAAAGUCAGGGGAAAGCUGUUUCGUUACUUGACACUAUAAAUCAGGCUUGGGCCAGUCCAGUGCAGGGUUUUGGUAUGUGUCUGUGUUGUAAACGCGUUGUGCCAAGCACCUGCCUCCUGGUUUCUACCUGGCCCUGUAUUUACAAAAUACACAGCAGGAACCUUUGGAAGCAGCCCAGAUCCUUAGCCCGCUCGUGUAUAAAGAAUGGUUGUUGUGUU